Molecule: messenger RNA, 2030 nt
Organism: Asparagus officinalis (garden asparagus)
Lineage: Eukaryota; Viridiplantae; Streptophyta; Magnoliopsida; Asparagales; Asparagaceae
Product: cyclin-dependent kinase D-1-like
Exons: 7
Coding region: 236-1567 (443 amino acids)
Biological process (GO): protein phosphorylation; positive regulation of transcription by RNA polymerase II
Cellular component (GO): transcription factor TFIIH holo complex; cytoplasm; nucleus
Molecular function (GO): RNA polymerase II CTD heptapeptide repeat kinase activity; ATP binding; cyclin-dependent protein serine/threonine kinase activity
Source: RefSeq, a predicted model, not a curated record
CCUUCCGCUUUUGCCUUCUCUUUCUUCCGAGGAGCGGUGUGAAGCACUUUCCCCAUUUCUUUUUUUUCCCUUCUAAUUUCCUUUAAAAAAAAUUUAAAUUUGAAAGCGCCUCCUACGUGGUUUGCCCUAAUUAGAAGAGAUCGAUGAUGGUGAUCCCUCUUCUUCUCUUUAUUUAAUUCGAUGAUAUAGCAGAAAUAAGCAAACAGGAGGAAAAGAUUAACACAGAUAAAUCUCGAUGGCGAUGAUGGCCAGCUCUUCAUCGCAGCAGCAGCAACAAAAUCUUCAGAGUCUAAAUCCAAACCGCGGCGGCGGCGGCGGCGAAGAGGACAAAGGGGAGAAGAUUGUGGCCGACCGUUAUUUGAAGAGGGAGCUCCUCGGUGAAGGAACCUAUGGCGUCGUCUUCAAAGCCCUAGAUACCAAGACAGGACAGACAGUUGCAAUUAAGAAGAUUCGUCUGGGGAAGCACAAGGAAGGUGUAAAUUUUACUGCUCUGAGGGAAAUUAAACUCCUCAAGGAGCUCAAGGAUCCAAAUAUUAUCGAGCUAAUUGAUGCUUUUCCUCACAAGGGUAACUUGCAUCUUGUAUUUGAGUUCAUGGAGACCGAUUUGGAAGCUGUUAUUCGUGAUCGGAAUAUUCUGCUGUCUCCAGCUGAUAUUAAAUCUUACAUGCAAAUGACACUGAAAGGGCUUGCAGUUUGCCAUAAAAAGUGGGUUUUGCACAGGGAUAUGAAGCCUAACAACUUGCUGAUUUCUGCGGAUGGCCAACUGAAGCUUGGUGACUUUGGUCUGGCACGCAUUUUUGGCAGUCCAGAUCGCAAAUUUACUCACCAGGUCUUUGCUCGCUGGUAUAGAGCACCUGAAUUAUUAUUCGGCAGCAAGCAGUAUGGUCCCGGAGUGGAUGUGUGGGCUGCAGGCUGCAUAUUUGCUGAACUCCUUCUAAGGCGGCCAUUUCUGCAGGGUUCAAGUGACAUCGACCAGCUUGGGAAGAUCUUUGCAGCUUUUGGGACACCAAAGCCAUCUCAAUGGGCUGACAUGGUUUACCUUCCAGAUUAUGUCGAAUAUCAGCAUGUUCCUGCACCUUCAUUACGCUCCCUGUUUACAGCUAGUGAUGAUGCUUUAGACCUUUUAUCAAGGAUGUUCACCUAUGAUCCAAAAGCAAGGAUCUCUGCCCAACAGGCUCUUGAGCACAGGUAUUUUUCUUCCCAACCACUACCAACAAUACCGGAAAAGCUCCCAAGGCCACACCGGAAGGGAGAUUCAUUAAAUCACUAUCCUUCAGACUUUGUUUCACAAGACGCUCCUCUUGUUUUAUCUCCAUCGAGAAAAAUGAGGAGGGUGACACCCCAUCAUGGGGCAUUUGAAGGAAAUGCACAUGAAAAGGCUGGUCAUGCGAGGGACAGUAGACAUGUAGGCGAGAGUACUGGGCCGAGUGGAAAUAUCCUAAUGUCAAUAGAUUUCGAAGCCCUUCAUGGCUCACGACCCCCUCCAAGGCCAACUCUAAAUAGUGCCGAUAGGUCUCACCUCAAGAGAAAACUUGAUUUGGAUCCUGACUUCGGAUAUUCUCACUGAGAGGAGCGUGGCUUAUGGAUUUUUAUUGGCCUACUGGUCUGGACAAAGGGAAAACACUUAUUCAUUGAUAACGCGUGCUAUGAUUUUAUUUUCCACAUGCAAUCACCAUGAUCAAAGUAGAGACCAGCCCUGGUUGUUGGGGUAUAGAGGGUUUCGUUUACACUUUUGACUGGCAUACUCAAAUGAGCUACACAAGAAAUACAAAUGCGUGUUGUAAACUACAAAAUUAGGACUAAAACCUUCUUUUGUUCAUUUUUGAGGGGAAUUUGAACUUGUAAUUUAAUUUGUUCCUUCUCUACUUGUCCUCCAGGGCAGCGUGUGAUAAUUAAUUUUUGAACCCAGAGUUCCUUUUGAAAUUGAGACAGGAGUGAUGUAUAACUAACAGUCAAGGAUAUAGUUGUGAGUUUUAGUUUUGGCAAUACGCCGUAUGGUUAAUGAUAAACAUAUACCUUGAGUUGCUCUU